UCCGUCGGUAAACACAAUAUACAGUAAUGAUGUAUCAUGAUUAGUAAUGGAAUGUAUUCUUAAAUCCUAAUAAGCAUGAAUCUAGUACAUUGGAAAGCGAAUGCGGUCUUUAUAAGUGAAAUCGUAGUUUGACAGAAUAUUAAACAUUCAAUAUUCAUUUGUUUUUGUGGACGUUUCGAUUCUUGUAAAAUUUCUUCAGGAAAUAAUAAUUUGUAUUAUAUUGCCUGUUAGAAAGCUUAAAAAUGCCCAAGUUGGUAAAAUUUACAAAACUUAGAUCUACCACGGAUCACACAUUUUGGGCAAAAUUUGCAGAAAUGAAAAUAGACAAACUGAAAUUGGAUGAAAAGGCAGUAAUUAAUUUGUGGGGAAGCUACAGUCUUCAAUCACCAAAUGAAGACAAUGUCAAUCCCUUAAUAAUGGAUUUUACAUCAUUCAAUGAAAACAUAGAAACAGUUUGUCAUAAUUCGUUGGUAAUUUGUUGCGGGAAAAUGAUUAAUACAAAUACUUAUGAGGCAUUUCGACAAACCAAUCCUGGAACAUUCAUUAAUGCCUUGGGAAAGGAUGUUAUGAACAGCAUUGUAGAUGGAUCUAGUUUACAAAUGCCAUGGAAACUAUCAUUAUUUUUAGUACUGGCAUAUUCAGAUUUAAAGAAAUAUAGAUUUCAUUAUUGGUUUGCUCAUCCUACUCCAGUAAACUUACCUGAAAUCUAUUAUGAAGAACCCUCAAGGUCAAUUAACGAAGAAUUUAUAGUUACUCACGUAGCAGACCUAUGUGAAGGAUUUCUCAGACUGGACAGCAGAUCAAAAAAUUACUUUACAGUUUUAAUAUCUCGUGAAAAUAAUAUACAUAUUGUUGAUCUGGCAGUAGGAAUAAAGUUAAUCAAGGAAUCUAAAGACUACGAAGAACUACAGGCACAAAAUGAAAUUUAUUUUGCAUUUUACGAUCCUUGUACAAACACUGAACCAGGAUGGCCUUUACGCAAUCUCCUUUGUUUAUUAUUUUGGCAUUGUCCCGUGUAUUAUUUUACAAAGCCUAUUAAAGUCAUAUCUAUAAGAGGAAACAAGGCCCAGAAAAGUAUUGUUUUCAAACUUAGAGUUCAAAAAUAUGCAAAUAGUAAAAUAAUAAGAGACAAUUUAUUUGAAAGUCAAUUGGUUGGUUGGGAAAACAAUACAAAUGGUAAACUAGGUCCAAAUAUAGCCGAUUUAUCAGACGCUAUGGAUCCAGCCAAGUUGUCAGACAGAGCUAUCAAUUUAAACUUAAAGUUAAUGAAAUGGCGUCUCGUUCCAAAUCUAGAUUUAGACAAAAUCAGUAAUCUUAGAUGUCUUCUGUUGGGUGCUGGAACUUUGGGUUGUUCUGUAGCAAGAGUACUUUUAGGUUGGGGAGUGAAUAACAUAACUUUCGUCGAUAGCUCUAACGUUUCUCACAGUAAUACUGUAAGGCAAAGUUUAUACAGCCAUCAGGAUGCUGUAGAACAUAAAUAUAAAGUUCAUGCAGCUAGAGAUGCGCUACUUAAUAUAAGACCAAAUAUGAAUGCAGAGGGUGUGAUCUUACAUGUUCCAAUGCCUGGGCACGUUGUUGGUAAAAGUAUGAUGGAAUCAACGAAACUGUCACUGGAAAAAUUGGAAGAACUUAUUCAAAAGAAUGAUGUAGUUUUCUUCCUUUUGGAUUCUCGAGAAGCUAGGUGGUUACCCACUGUAUUAUGUGCAGCAAUGAAUAAGAUUGCUAUUAAUGCUGCUUUAGGUUUCGAUUCGUUUACUGUACAGAGGCACGGCACUCGCAAUUCUUCUAUUCCGUCUUCUCCAGAUUUAGACAUAAAAAAUCCUUUUGGUUCGGAUCUAGGUUGCUAUUUUUGUAACGAUGUAACGCAGCCGGGAAAUUCUCAAACUGAUAGAACACUAGAUCAACAAUGCACUGUUAGCAGGCCAGGUUUGUCGCAAACUGCUGCGGGAUUAGCGGUUGAAUUGUUGAUGGCUUUGUUACAUCAUCCUCAAAGUAUCGAGGCAGGGGCAUUAAUGGGUAAUAACAGAGAUAAUAUUAGUCCAAACCACACCGAAUUGUUCGGUUUGUUAGGAGGUGUGCCGCAUACGAUACGCGGGUCUCUGUGGAAUUAUGAUAUGCAGUUGACGAUAACGCACAGAUUUACAUCCUGUACGGCAUGUUCUGUGCCUGUCAUCACGGAAUAUAGAAAUCGUGGUUUAUCGUUUGUACUUGAUGCAUGUAACAUUCCAAACUAUUUAGAAAAAUUAUCGGGUCUAGAGGAAUUACUUAAAAGGCCCGAUUUGGACGAGCUAUGUUACGCCUUAGAUAACUUAAGCGACGGCGAGGACGAUCAGUUAAACACUACGUCGUAAAAACCAAUCUGUGCAUUUAUACGCUUUUAACUCUGACGAAAAUGUCUUUGUUACAUGAACAGAGCCAAGAUGAACUUUACGUGAUGAAUAACCGAAUAACUAUUCGAUAAUGUCAGUAUUUAAGGAUCUAAACGAGUGAAUUUUAAAAGUACAAUGCUAUAUGCAUCUGUGUUGUGACGUAACCUUGGAAUUAUGUUAUUAUAAAAUAUGACGUUUAAAUAAAACUUUUAUACAAAUCGCAAUGUAUAAGAACGCAAUACACAAUGUAAGAGAUUGUAAUAAGUUUUUAAAUCUCAUUUUUAUCGAUUGAAUAGAGCAAGCAUAGGAAAAUGAGCAAUGUUGAAUACAAUAUUGAAAUUGCCUGGCAAUGCAGAGAACAAAUGUUCUUCAUUACAUUUAAGAAUAGCUUUAUUCCUCGAAUCGCAUCAUGCACGAUAUAAUUUCCACUACCCGGAUAUUCAGAAAAUAAGAAUGCAAGUCAAAGAACCGAAAAUUUAUCAAUUUAUCGAUCAGGUUUUCUUAAUCUGCAUCGGUAAUAUUUUACUCCUA
Molecule: messenger RNA, 2900 nt
Organism: Colletes gigas
Lineage: Eukaryota; Metazoa; Arthropoda; Insecta; Hymenoptera; Colletidae
Gene: Atg7
Product: ubiquitin-like modifier-activating enzyme atg7
Exons: 9
Coding region: 243-2351 (702 amino acids)
Biological process (GO): cellular response to nitrogen starvation; C-terminal protein lipidation; piecemeal microautophagy of the nucleus
Cellular component (GO): phagophore assembly site; cytoplasm
Molecular function (GO): Atg8 activating enzyme activity; Atg12 activating enzyme activity
Source: RefSeq, a predicted model, not a curated record